Paramecium octaurelia is the source of this 1511-nucleotide messenger RNA. NCBI's taxonomy places the organism in Eukaryota, Ciliophora, Oligohymenophorea, Peniculida, Parameciidae. The record is from the annotation of a GenBank genome assembly.
AUGAGUAAUGCUGCAGAAAAAAUAAGUGAUCUAUUCAAUGUUUCAUUAACAGAGCUUGAAACAAAUAUUGUUGGAAGUGCUGUCAAAUUCAACGCAUAACCUUAGCGUUUGCUUGAUGUAUAAUUUCUAAUGAUAUUGUUUAGGAAUUAUAAUAAUCAGUGAUGGAUUUCAAGUCUAAAUUCUAUGAAUCUCUACAUAACUUAUUAUAGUUUAUUGCUUAAUUCGAUAAUGGCAAGGAUAUAUUAAAAAUAACUCAAUAAGUUGAAACUCACAUAACAAAAUUCAAAUAAUAAUAACUUCUAAUCUAGAUGAAAGUAGUGCUAAAUAGUAAAUUAAAAGCAUUACUAGAAACAUUCUGCGGAGAAAAUUAGCAAAAAUUUGAAGUAUCAAAUUUAUAAAAAUUGUAGGUCUAAAAUUAAAUCAAGCAUCUUAAGGAUUCCUUGUUUAAGAUAGAAACAACUCUCAUGGAAUAAUAAUAGCUCACAUCAACACCAUAAUAAAAUUUCAUAACUCCAUAUCCAAAAAAGAAUUUCAUAACAGCAUCAUCUUAAGAUAUCUUGACACCAAAUUUGAGUGAUGAGGCUGAAAUGAGAGGAAGAGGUUUCUUUAUAACCCCUGAAAAUAGAUAACAACAGCCAAGAUAAUUUGAUCACUCUUAAUAACAAUAUUCCUCAAAUGAAAGUUAUUCUGUUUAACAAAAUAAAACAUUAAAUUCUUUCGAUAAAGAAAAAUCAGAAGAUAAAACCGAUCUACAAAGUCCAUUUUUUGGAUUACAAUCAGGGAGCACCUAAUAACCAAAGCUAUUUUAAAAUGAAAUUAUGAAUGAUUAUUUGCAAAGAGUCCCUCUUGAUGAAGGUCCCCAAGAAUCCCAAUUAUUAGAUGAAUCUAAUCAAAAUUUUCAUUAAGAAUAAAUAACUAAAACUAUAUAAUAAUAACAAUAAUAAUAAUAGCAAUAAUAGUAAUAACAAUAAUAACAAUAACAAUAGUAGUUAUAGCAGUAAUAGUCUAAUAAGAAUUAAUAAAAGGUACAGUCAUAACCUCAAAAAUAAUAGACUUAAUGGUAAAAUUUACAAUUACAAUAAACAUUCUAACAUUUAGAUUCGUUAUAAACAACGCGAACAGAAUAAUUGGAAACUUAAGCAAGAGUAUCAACCCCAAAAGAUAAUUAAGCCUAAACUCGAAAUUAAUCAGUUGAACCAAACAUUAGAGAUAUUUCUUAGUCGCCUAAUGGAAAGAGACUAAUAUAGACUUCAAAAUCAAAGGAACCAUUUUCAAGAUGCCGAUCAUCAUUAGAAACAACAAAUCUGCUCCAAAAAUUAAACUCUGUUGAGGCUUCAAAAUCAAGCAAUAAGCUUAAUAAAUCAAAAUCCAAUAAAGAAAAUUAAUCUUAACCUAUAGUUAAGUGUUCAAAACCAAGUAAGCCUCAAAUUACUGUUUCAAAGCAAAAAAAUUAAAUCGCUACUAAACCCCAGUUAUAGAUCAACUUAGUUAAAAAAUAAAAGUCAAAUUGA